Penicillium hordei is the source of this 1551-nucleotide messenger RNA. RefSeq lists its product as uncharacterized. Bases 1 to 1551 code for a protein of 516 amino acids. The record is from RefSeq and is a predicted model, not a curated record. The transcript is spliced from 4 exons. NCBI's taxonomy places the organism in Eukaryota, Fungi, Ascomycota, Eurotiomycetes, Eurotiales, Aspergillaceae.
AUGCGCUACAGAAACUGGGAUGUCCUUCUUUUCCCUGAAGGCUCGAAGGUUCCUAUCCAAGAGUUCAAGACACAAUGCUUUGUGACCAAGGAUAAAGACUCGCCCUAUCUACACAGUACGGCCUUCCUUGGCUCUCAUGCGCACCAUCCCGAGCAAGGCGCUUUUAACCAGCUACCGGUCCUCACAACAUUCAUCCCAAGUCUAUCCAAAGACAGUCCAUUCCAAGCCUCAGUUCAUAGUUGGGAGAAGCCACGUCCCAGUGUCCAGAUCGAGUCCAACAUGGAACCAGAGGACGUUUUACUCUUCGAGGUUCGGAUCUUCAUUGAUGGGGUUUUUGCUGCGGGCAGUAUCUAUGGACAGAGAACUACUUGGCCACAGAUUAUGGAUCUGAGCUCUAAUCUUGACCGAGAUGGAAACCAAGACACCCUUCGAUUCCCUCAAUUUCAUUCUGAGAUACUUCAGCAGAAACAUUGGGAUGCUGGGGAUUCUCAAGGUAGAAUCAAGGUUGUCAUUGCAGAAGGUUUCUCUCGCCCCAAUCGCUCGCCCCCAUUCGAACGAUACAAGCAUGUCAUUGCUUUUUCUUUCCAGCAUGCGCCACUAGAUGUGCUGGAAUUCUCCGAUAUUGCUUGGCCCAAUCCCAACAUGUGGCUUGCUAUGCCGAACGCAUCCCGGUAUGGAUCGGCAGCGAGAUAUGGUACCUCCAAGGUAGUUGGCGAUGGCGCCCAUGGGCAUUCACCAAGCAAACCUGGCAGACCCGAACAUCGAAUUAUAAUCACGGCAAACACGAGUAGCCAGUCCAGCAGCAAUGCAGCUACUUACAGCGGCAGUACUUCAUCGACUUACAAUGCUUGGACUCCUAACCGUGGCUUUCCAAUUCCUUCCACGCAGUGGAAUGGUUAUCCCCAAGAACCUCGAUGGGACCCGCAGGAUGCAUACAUUGUGGAACCUGCCAUGGAAGCCUUUGUUGAUGAUAGAGCAUGGCGGCAGCGUGGUGCUCGAUCCUCCCGUGAGGAUAUCCCAAUGCCAGAUUAUGCUUCUACGGGAUCAACCAGCAGCCGGGCUAUUUCAUCUAGCAUGACUGGGAUGAGCUACGAACACAGCAAACAACCCAGUAUCAAUUCAUGCCUUGACGAUGAGCAAUACAAUGAACUGAUCCAAGCUCUGACUCCAACGAAAGCGCCUCCAGCAGGUACUCGUGCACCCUCUAAUACUCCUUCCACUGCUGCUACUACAAUGUCUGCCUCAAAGACUUCAGCUGCAGCUGAAGCUCGAUCUGCAAACUACAAGACUCGAAGCCGCCGUGCAUCCGCACUCAGAGAGAUUUCACAACCAAGCACCCGUGAUGUUUCGGGUUCGAGCGAGCCCAAGAACUUGAUAUCAUCCAAACUUGGGACGAGUCCAAGUGAGAAAGUCAGGAGCAAAAAAGAGACCCAGAAAGAAGCCACUCAGGAGACCCCAAAAGCGCAGUCUAACGGUAAGGAGACUGCAAAGGAAAGCUGCAAUUCUAAGGAUGUCGAAAAUGCACAGGACGAGAAUGAGUCGGUUUUGUAG